Messenger RNA from Oncorhynchus masou masou (cherry salmon), 1037 nucleotides. It is a transcript of the gene ugcg, whose product is annotated as UDP-glucose ceramide glucosyltransferase. Gene Ontology annotation, cellular component: membrane. The transcript is spliced from 7 exons. The coding region runs from base 55 to 852 and encodes 265 amino acids. Lineage: Eukaryota; Metazoa; Chordata; Actinopteri; Salmoniformes; Salmonidae. Gene Ontology annotation, molecular function: ceramide glucosyltransferase activity. The record is from RefSeq and is a predicted model, not a curated record. Gene Ontology annotation, biological process: glucosylceramide biosynthetic process.
AGGUUGUUUAUAGGAGGGAAGAAGGUUGGCAUCAACCCAAAGAUUAAUAACCUGAUGCCAGGCUAUGAGGGGGCAAAGCAUGGCCUGGUGUGGAUUUGCGACAGCGGAAUACGAGUGAAACCGGACACCCUGACAGAUAUGGCCUAUCAGAUGACAGAGAAGGUGGGGUUAGUCCAUGGCCUUCCGUACGUGGCCGACAGACAAGGCUUCGCUGCUACACUAGAACAGGUGUAUUUUGGCACAUCCCACCCGCGCUCCUACAUCUCAGCCAACGUGACGGGUAUUAAGUGUGUGACCGGAAUGUCCUGUCUGAUGAGAAAAGAUAUCCUGGACCAGGCUGGAGGGCUGAUCGCCUUCGCUCAGUACAUCGCUGAGGACUACUUCAUGGCGAAGGCUAUCGCUGACAGGGGAUGGAAGUUCUCCAUGGCAACACAGGUAGCCAUGCAGAACUCUGGGUCUUAUUCGAUUGCUCAGUUCCAGUCCCGCAUGAUCAGAUGGGCCAAGCUUCGUAUCAACAUGCUCCCCGCCACCAUAUGUGAGCCCAUCUCAGAGUGUUUCCUAGCCAGCCUGAUCAUUGGCUGGGCCGCGCAUCACGUGUUCCACUGGGAUAUUAUGGUCUUCUUCAUGUGCCACUGUCUGGCGUGGUUCAUCUCUGACUACAUCCAGCUCCGAGGAGUUCAGGGCGGUGCGCCGGCCUUCUCCAAACUGGACUACGCUGUAGCCUGGUUCAUCAGAGAGUCCAUGACCAUCCAGAUCUUUCUAUCGGCCCUGUGGGACCCCACCAUCAGCUGGAGAACGGGGCGCUACAGGUUACGAUGCGGCGGUACGGCCGACGAGAUCCUGGACGUAUAGCUACCUGCAUGAGUCCCACCUACAGGGACAAUAGCCUGGAUCCAAUCACCCCCAGAGACAAUACCAGACACAGACUGAACUGAUUUCCUAGAUGGCACCCUAUUCCCUACAUAGUGCACUUUCUGACCUGGGCCCACUCUUACCCGUACUUUCAACAGAGCAGUGUGGACUAUUUAAGGAAUAGU